CUGGCUGCCUGCUUCCUCUUCCAGCACCCCGGGGGAGAAGGACAGCUCCCUUUGCACGUUGGCACACUCUGCGAGCGAGAAAUCCCCAGCAAGCCGCCUGAAGGGGAAGGAGGAGGCGGCGGAGGUCACCGGCGAGCAACAGACGCUGCGAGCUUGCCGGGCAGUAACUCAGCCCUUGCAGGCGCCCAAGACUCCAGCUUCCUCCAGAGCUCCGCUCUCACCUUGUACCUGCUUGCAGUUGCCUAGUCGGGGAAGACGACCCCUUCCUCCCCCAGUCCCACAACCUGUCGGCCUCGGGGGGUGGAUCUUGAAGCAGGCAAAGCAGAAUGUACCAGGGACACAUGCAGGGGAAAGGCUCUAGGGCGGCAGAUAAGGCUGUUGCCAUGGUGAUGAAGGAGAUACCGAGGGAGGAGCCUGCCGAGGAAAAGCCCCUCCUUACUAUGAAAUCACAGCUGGUGAAUGAGCAACAAGAAAGCAGACCCCUCCUGAGCCCCUCCAUCGAUGACUUUCUUUGCGAAACCAAAUCAGAAGCCAUUGCAAGGCCUGUGACAUCAAAUACAGCAGUUUUGUCAACAGGGUUGGAUCUCUUGGACCUGAGUGAACCAGUCUCCCAAACCCAAAACAAAGUGAAAAAGUUGGAGAAUUCCUCAAGAGGGGAAAGCUUGAAGGCUUCAACUCACAGGAAAAAGGCAGACAAUCCAGACCUUAUCAGUGUGGAUGCAGAGCAGAAAAUCCAGCCUGCCAGAGCUCCCGAAAAGUCAUCAUUGGAUUUAGUCAAUAUCCAGGCGCAGCUAGAGAAAUGGGAUGAUGUGAAGUUUCAUGGAGACAGAGCCAGCAGAGGCAUCCCAGCACCUGAGAGAAAACCUUCAUCUACUAGAGCUCCAUCAAAAGAAUUUCUAUGGUCUGCAGAGAACAGUUCCCAGUCAGAGCUGACCACUGUCAAGACCGCACUGGAACCUGACUCAGCCUCGGAUAUAGAGUUAGCACCCGCUCCUGCACCUGCACCAAAGGCACGAUCAACCAAAGAGCAACGUUGGGGAGGUGCCCUCCUCUCACGAAAUCAUUCCAUGGAGGAGGAAUUUGAAAGAGCAAAAGCAGCUGUCGAGUCAGACACAGAGUUUUGGGAUAAGAUGCAAGCAGAGUGGGAAGAAAUGGCUCGCAGAAACUGGAUCUCCGACAGCCAAGAAGCACAAGGCCAAGCGGCCGUCUCCAUUAAUGAGAAGGGCUAUUAUUUUCAUACAGAGAACCCCUUCAAAGACUGGCCUGGCGCUUUUGAGGAAGGCCUCAAAAAGCUGAGGGAAGGGGACUUGCCCCUGGCCAUCUUAUACCUGGAAGCUGCUAUUCUCCAAGACCCUCAUGACUCCGAGGCCUGGCAGUACCUUGGGACAACACAAGCUGAGAAUGAAAAUGAACAGGGAGCAAUUGUUGCACUCCAAAGGUGCCUAGAGCUCCAGCCAAACAACUUGAAAGCCUUGAUGGCCUUAGCUGUGAGCUUUACAAACACCAGCCAUCAGCAGGAGGCUUAUGAAGCGCUAAGAAACUGGAUCAAGCAGAAUCCUAAAUACAAGUACAUAGUCAGGAGCAAAAAAGGAUCCCCGGCACUUACCAGGAGAAUGUCCAAGGCAGCAGAAGAAAGUUCACUGCUGGAAGAGGUGAAGGAGCUAUACCUGGAGGGAGCCCAUCAGAACGGGGAGAUGAUAGACCCGGACUUACAAACAGGACUCGGCGUGCUCUUCCACCUGAACGGAGAAUUUAACAGAGCAAUAGAUGCAUUCAGCGCUGCCCUCACAGUUCGGCCUGAGGAUUAUUCAUUGUGGAACCGUCUCGGUGCAACCUUAGCAAAUGGAGAUCGGAGUGAGGAAGCCGUAGAAGCUUACACAAGAGCACUGGAAAUCCAGCCUGGCUUCAUCAGGUCCAGGUACAAUUUAGGAAUAAGCUGCAUCAACCUUGGAGCAUACAGAGAGGCAGUCAGCAAUUUCCUCACAGCUCUCAAUUUGCAACGAAAGAGCCGGAAUCAGCAGCAGGUUCCUCACCCUGCAAUUUCAGGUAAUAUCUGGGCAGCUCUCCGGAUUGCUUUGUCUAUGAUGGACCAGCCGGAACUUUUCCAGGCCGCUAAUGUGGGCGAUCUGGAUGUCCUACUAAAAGCUUUCAACAUCGAACCCUGACGCACACAGGGAGAGAGAGAGACUCACACAGAGAGACACUUACCAAGCCCUCAAAAGAAAAAAGAAAGCCCAACCCAUCUAGUUCUAUAUAGAAAUAGAAAUAUCUUUGAAUUCCCUGCUUGGACUGAGAAAGAUGACGUGGACAAUUUGCAGCAGAAAGGGUUCUAUGGGAUUCCACCAGAUCUCCAGAAAAUUAAAAGCACAAAACCUUGUAAAUAUCACCUUGCUCAAGUCCACUGAUGGAUUCAUGGGAACAACAGCUACUAUGGUGCAUAGGGGAACAGGACAAAACAACUUCACCUGGAUAUUCCUUAUGACAUGUACCUGUACAAAGAAAAUGGGUUUUGAACAUCAUGCUACCAUGUGCAUAAGAGCACAGAAAAGGUGUUGGGUAGCGUUUCCUAAGGAGCUCCUCUGACCCUCAAAUACAGCAGCAGAGGAGAGGAUGGAUGGUUUCUCACUUCCAUCUUCCACGGUUCGUUUCCCACAUCUGCGGCCUUCCAUAUGUACACGUUGGAGUAGCUGCGUUUCCUCCACCGUUAGCAACCAUCUACGGCUGAAACGUUAAUUGGAUUUUGAUUCUGGAGUCUGGAUCCCGUGAAGCCCUCCAAAGCAGAGAUCUCAUGAGAUCCAAGAAGUCUACGCAUGGAGAAUUUGAAGGUUGAAACAUAUGCUGUAGGGGAUGGGUUGUGCAAAAAGAGGGCCAUCUCUACUGCUGCAGCAACGCUGAUGCAGGGGAUUUCUGUACGUGCAGCAGAACUUCCUCUCCCUCUCCUGUUCUCUCCAGCCUCCUGGGUGCCCUCAAAACCAGCUCUAGAUGGUUUGGGGAACCCUCUGGAGCAGAUCUUGAGGGAGAGGAGAGGAAACGGA
Molecule: messenger RNA, 3035 nt
Organism: Lacerta agilis (Sand lizard)
Lineage: Eukaryota; Metazoa; Chordata; Lepidosauria; Squamata; Lacertidae
Gene: PEX5L
Product: peroxisomal biogenesis factor 5 like
Exons: 14
Coding region: 327-2165 (612 amino acids)
Biological process (GO): protein import into peroxisome matrix, docking
Cellular component (GO): peroxisomal membrane; cytosol
Molecular function (GO): protein binding
Source: RefSeq, a predicted model, not a curated record